Molecule: messenger RNA, 1868 nt
Organism: Saccostrea echinata
Lineage: Eukaryota; Metazoa; Mollusca; Bivalvia; Ostreida; Ostreidae
Exons: 5
Coding region: 9-1457 (482 amino acids)
Source: RefSeq, a predicted model, not a curated record
UUAAUGUCAUGCUGCAGUUUUUUCAUGACAUCAGAGCAAUUGUAUACUUUGAUCAAGAAUUCCUCAGUGAAGUAAUUAUCCUUGAUGUACAGUGGUUUGCUGAUGCAUUUAAAAAUAUCAUAACAGAUAAAAACCACGCAAAAGAGGAUUUAUAUGCAUUUGCCUCAGAGUGGGACAAAUUCAAUGAAACUGGAGAAUUAUAUGACACAUUGUUGUUUGCUAUAUGGAAAAUGAACAACAAUGGUUACAUUGAACACAAAGACAACAUCAUGCUUUACAUGGAGAAACUAGGACUCUUAGCUAAAAUGAAUGAAGAAAAGUGGUAUGUUCCAUGUAUGAACAAAACACCAUUUCCUGUAAAUUACUUUUCAUCAUACCCUGCCUCAUCCGUACUUUGCUACACAUUUGAUUUUCUUCCUGCGGGAAUUUUCCAUCGCCUCGUAGCAACUUGCAUGCAGAUUCCUUGGGAGGUUUUGGCUGAUAACGAUCAAGGGUGUAUUUACCAGACUGCAGCUAUUUUCGUGUUUCAUGAUUUGCACCAUAACAUCAUGCUUGGAAUGACUCAAAAAGAAAUUCAAUUGCAAGUUUUUGUUGCAGUUGGAGAAGUUGAUGUUUCAAAAUGUCUUCAGAUUAGAGAAAACAUUGAGCGUAUGUUACACAACCUUUCCAACACAUUCCAGAAAAACUCAGAAUUUCACGUUGCGUUCAAAUGUAAACCAACAGGAUUUUGUGACAGCAAGGAGAGCGCGGUCAUAAGUGAAUCUAAGUUUAUAAGAGCAACUUUUCAGUGUCCGUCCUGUCCGGCGAAUGAAAAACAUUGCAUCGACACACAAUAUAUUACAAAAUUUUGGAAACAGGUUCCUGAGGAGGAGUCCAAGAUUAAUAAAGUCAAGAGUGGAAAUGAGGACACAACAUUGACAGAGGCCAUGAAGGGCGCUACAUCUAUCGAAUUACCUUCUACAGAUAAUUCCAGUGAAAAUUUCGACAAAAUCAUGAAGUUGUUGCACAUUGGAGUUGACGCUAUACGAAUCUGCUUUGAUAAAUUCUUUCCAAAAGAGCAUUUAGAAAAGACUCUGAAAGACAAUGAAACAGACAUGAGAAAAGGACAGUUUCGAUUCCAACCACCUCAACUAGAGAUUCUGUUCCCUCCUCAAGGUGGACCCAGCACUGCUGUAUCAUCUCUAUCAAUGGAUAUUACCAUCAUGUAUAAAUUGUUAAGGAACUACUCCGACAUUACUCCUCCUGGGAAUGGAUGGGGAAAGGACCCAAAAGUAGAACACAUUACGGAGAGUGACGACAUAGAGAGGAUUCGUUUAUAUAGAAACAAGUAUUCCCAUGAUGCUGGAAGUAAUCUUGUCAUGAAGGAUAAUGUUUUCAGUGCUAUCUGGACUGAUCUGUCCCAGGCCAUAAUAAGACUGAGUGCUGGUGUAUUGAAAAGAAGGAUCAGUGAAAUAUAAGUGUGGAACUUGCUGAAAUUCACGAUGAGUUUUGAGAAGAUUCUCUUUGGUAACUCGUAAUCAAGACAACAUUGACUGUAGUGUUCACGAAUUAGUUCAUGUACGACUUAUUUAACCGGAUGUUUCCAGGUUUACAGUUUUUGUUUUGUUUAAUACAUUUAAGUUCUCCAUGCUGGCGCAGGAUGCAGCGCAUGUUUGCAGCUACGACUUAAACAUUGUCCAUCCGGCUGAGAGCACAUUGUAAGCUUUUUAUGUUUGUAAAUGUUUAUAUGAUUAUAGUAUUUGAUUUUGCUUAAAUGUUUGCAUAGGUGUCAUACGUUUUGUGUAUUUUCUAGUCGUUUCUUAAAAAUAGCAGAUACCGCCAAAUUUACAGUGUAUGAUUUUGCAUUGAUAUAUUUGCAUAGUUUGCUC